Messenger RNA from Drosophila obscura, 670 nucleotides. RefSeq lists its product as uncharacterized. Gene Ontology annotation, molecular function: histone pre-mRNA DCP binding; U7 snRNA binding. The transcript has a single exon. The record is from RefSeq and is a predicted model, not a curated record. Gene Ontology annotation, cellular component: nuclear body; cytoplasmic U snRNP body. Bases 152 to 601 code for a protein of 149 amino acids. NCBI's taxonomy places the organism in Eukaryota, Metazoa, Arthropoda, Insecta, Diptera, Drosophilidae. Gene Ontology annotation, biological process: mRNA 3'-end processing by stem-loop binding and cleavage.
AUUCUAAACAAUCGUCAGCUUUUUGGGCUAUAUAAAACAUAAUAAAUAUUGAAUAAUUUUUCGGGCUGGUUGUCCACUGGCCCCGCCGUUGGGACCACAUAGUCCACGGGAAGAACAGUUCCAUCACCCACUGGAUUUAUUUAAAACAGAAAUGCAAAAUUUCAGUGCCCAAGAAAAGUAUUUAAUUGCCAACACUCUCAACUGUUGGCCUGUGAUGCUGCAAGGACACUCUGUGCUAAUUGACCUACGAAAUGAGACUUCUGUAGCUGGAAUUAUUGAUGUAGCCGACGGGCAUAUGACCUGUGAGCUCUCAAAUGUCGUUCUCAUUGAUCGCAAUGGCGGCCAACAUCCUUUCGACAAUUUUAUGGUUCGCAAUCGCAUGAUUCGUCAGAUUCACAUCCCAACCGAUAUUGACGCAGCGCAAGAGCUUCGCCAGGCAAUGGAACGUGGUGUCCUGCGACGAAAGCGCGUGGACGGAGGCAACACCAAGCGCACCUUCAAGCAGAAGCGAGCCGAGAUGAGACACAAAGAGACUCUGGAGAUGAUAAGCCAACAGAGAUCCGACAAAGAGAAAAACCAAUCCAAUAUACAAAAAGGAUAGCAACCAUUUACCCCGCUAUUUUUUUUUAUUUAUUAUAUUCCAAUAAAGUACAAACUUCGUUCGACUGGA